AUGGACACUUUUAUUGCAGCAUUGCUACUGAACGUUGCUAUUUAUGCCACAGCUAUUUACCCAAAACUCCUGAUUGACUUUUUAUCUGAAAAACAAAUCAUAUCAUAUUCAGCAUGUCUCUUUCAGUUUUUCAUAAUUUAUUCUCUAGGUUGUUCAGAGUUUGUUCUCUUGGCAGCCAUUGCCUAUGACAGAUAUAUGGCUAUAUGCAAACCUCUACAAUAUCCAACCAUCAUGAGAAAAAGCACUGUGAGUAUUUUCCUGGUCAUAGCUUGGCUUGUACGUAUUGCAGUCCAAGAAAUAGGAAUGGCUAAAAGUAAACUGUGUUCCUUUCAUUGAAAAUCAAUAUUUUGUAACAAUACAAUUUACACUCUUCAGUGUGUAAGAUCAAGGUUAGUUACUGUAUUUGGUAUAAUUUGUUAUUUUGAUUUUGUGAUACUUCCUCGUCUUUUUAUAGUUUUCACAUACACAAAGAUAUUUAUAGUCUCUUAUCACAGUCGUAAAGAAAUCAAGAAAAAAGCUGCAGAGACCUGUUUACCCCACAUACUGGUUUUAAUGAGCUUUUCCUGUUUAGGUGUCUAUGAUGUAACCAUAUCUCGAGAGAGGUGA
Molecule: messenger RNA, 606 nt
Organism: Neolamprologus brichardi
Lineage: Eukaryota; Metazoa; Chordata; Actinopteri; Cichliformes; Cichlidae
Source: RefSeq, a predicted model, not a curated record